AUGAUUUUUAUGGGAACUUCAGUCCAAUUAGAUUUACACGAUAUUUCUUUUGUGGAGGACAUAUUUGUUCUUUUCGGAUCCGUUACCCCGUUGGCCCUAGUUCUUGUUCGGGUUUGGGAUCCACCAGGUCGGGUGGAGCUUUUGAAGUGUACUCUGUUUACGAAUUCUCCUACGCCUUCAUCCUCCUCCGAUCGCCGCUGCCUCCACUCCGCUCACUUCUCCUUUUCCCACUUUGCUCCGGCAGAGAUACUCACAGGAAUCAUCACUUUCAUCCUCAAGACUCAUUGA
This is a messenger RNA of Lactuca virosa, 288 nucleotides long. NCBI's taxonomy places the organism in Eukaryota, Viridiplantae, Streptophyta, Magnoliopsida, Asterales, Asteraceae. The record is from the annotation of a GenBank genome assembly.